Messenger RNA from Microcebus murinus (gray mouse lemur), 2328 nucleotides. RefSeq names its product hemojuvelin BMP co-receptor (gene HJV). Gene Ontology annotation, biological process: BMP signaling pathway. Gene Ontology annotation, cellular component: plasma membrane. The record is from RefSeq and is a predicted model, not a curated record. Gene Ontology annotation, molecular function: coreceptor activity. NCBI's taxonomy places the organism in Eukaryota, Metazoa, Chordata, Mammalia, Primates, Cheirogaleidae.
CUACCCCCACUAACGUUCCUGGAAUUUUGGACUUAGCUAUUUUUAAAACCGUCAACUCAGUAGCCACCUCCCUCCCUGCUCAGCUGUCCAAUACUCCGGCCAGCCAUAUACUUCCCCUGCCCCCCACGCCAAACCUUCUCUGGCUCCCUGACCUCAGUGAGACUGCAGCCGGAUCUGGGGACCUGGGGGAGACAUGGAGAAAGAGACGGGGACCCCCUGGCUGGAGCUGACUGACAGAGUAGGCAACCAUGGCUGGAGAAUUGGAUAUCAGAGUAAUGUUUGACCUCUGGAAACACCAAAUUUCUUUUUUCAGUCACUUACAGGACGUGCGGUCAAAAUUCACUAGGUAGGAGGGUCAUCAGCUGGGAAGAACCGGCGCCUGGGGGGACCAGGCUGGAUAGGUAUGGGGGAUCCAGGCCAGUCCUCUGGUCCCCGGUCCCCCCAUGGCAGUCCCCCAACUCUAAGCACUCUCACUCUCCUGCUGCUCCUCUGUGGACAUGCUCAUUCUCAAUGCAAGAUCCUCCGCUGCAAUGCAGAGUAUGUGUCGUCCACUCUGAGCCUUAGAGGUGGGGGUUCAUCAGGAGUGCUUCGAGAAGGAGGAGGAGGCGGCGGCGGCGGCGGCGGCGGCGGCGCGGCUACCGGCCGAGGAGGUGGAGGGGUGGGCUCCGGUGGCCUCUGUCGAGCCCUCCGCUCCUACGCGCUCUGCACUCGGCGCACCGCCCGCACCUGCCGCGGGGACCUCGCCUUCCAUUCGGCAGUGCACGGCAUUGAAGACCUGAUGAUCCAGCACAACUGCUCUCGUCAGGGCCCUACGGCUCCUCCCCCGCCCCGGGGCCCAGCUCUGCCAGGUGCUGGACCUGGCCUCGCAGCCCCGGACCCCUGUGACUAUGAAAGCCGGUUUUCCCGGCUGCAUGGUCGUCCCUCUGGCUUCUUGCAUUGCGCUUCCUUCGGGGACCCCCAUGUACGCAGCUUCCACCACCACUUUCACACGUGCCGUGUCCAAGGAGCUUGGCCCCUGCUGGAUAACGACUUCCUCUUUGUCCAGGCCACCAGCUCCCCCGUGGCACUGGGGGCCAACGCUACCACCAUUCGGAAGCUCACGAUCAUAUUUAAGAACAUGCAGGAAUGCAUUGAUCAGAAGGUCUACCAGGCUGAAGUGGACAAUCUUCCUGUAGCCUUUGAAGAUGGUUCUAUCAAUGGAGGUGACCGACCUGGUGGCUCCAGUUUGUCUAUUCAAACUGCUAACCCUGGGAGCCAUGUGGAGAUCCGAGCUGCCUAUAUUGGCACAACUAUAAUCAUUCGGCAAACAGCUGGGCAGCUGUCCUUCUCUAUCAAGGUAGCAGAGGAUGUGGCCAGGGCCUUCUCAGCUGAGCAGGACCUGCAGCUCUGUGUUGGGGGAUGCCCUCCAAGUCAGCGGCUCUCUCAAUCAGAGCACAAUCGUCGGGGAGCUAUAACCAUUGAUAUUGCCAGACAGCUGUGCAAGGAAGGGCUUCCAGUGGAAGAUGCUUACUUCCAUUCCUGUGUCUUUGAUGUUUUAAUUUCUGGUGACCCCAACUUUACUGUGGCAGCUCAGGCAGCUCUGGAGGAUGCCCGAGCCUUUCUGCCAGACUUAGAGAAGCUGCAUCUCUUCCCCUCUGAUGCCGGAGUUCCUCUUUCCUCAGCAACCCACCUAGCCCCACUCCUUUCUGGGCUCUUUCUUCUGUGGUUUUGCAUCCAGUAAGUAGGCCAGCAAUCCCAUGACUGGUUUGGAAAUGAUUUGGGGAUACAGAGUGGCAUGGAAGAACAUAAAGAAUCACUAAAGGAAAUAAUAGGGACUAGAAGAUACAUGAAACAAUGACAUUUAUCCAGAGUUAGAUGAGGCUGCAGUUCACAGUCAAAACAAUCACAGAAUAAGGAUUCUGCAGAAGGUUUCUGCAUUCCAGACCUCUGUAGGUGCUCUCCACCAAUGUUUUCAGUCCUGUUUAUAGGAAGCAAAUUGCUCCAAUCCAUCUAUUCCAGAGAUCACCCCUACAAGCUUAGCGGUUAGGUGGGGUCCUAACAAUCAAUAAAUUAAGGGUUGAGUUAUUUUAAGAACCAAGAACUGAAAAAGGAAUACAUGAUCAUUACCCAUAAGAAACUCAAAAGAGGAGGAAAUAUGGAAAAAAGUUUAUGAUGAAUAUAUAUGGGUAAGGUAUAUUCUGCUUUCCUACUUCAGAAAUGAAGUGGGUGUUAUCUGGAUCUUAAGUGAAGGGAGUCUCUGCUUUUGGAGAACAGCACAGAUAAGGACAGAAGCCAUCAUCCCCACCCCUAACUAAUCUAUUAUUAAAACUAUGAAUUCUUCACACUAUC